GACAACUCACACGUGCAAACAACGUUGAUCGUGAGUCCAACAAGACCAAGAGAAAAAGCACUGGUCAUUCAGUUGCUCUUUGAACAUAAAACCGUAAAUAAAGUUUUUAAUUCGCUUCUGAUUUGGUUUAAAUAGCCAUAGAAGGAAUAAUUGUCGGUUCGAACGUAUUAACAGUGAUAAAAAUAUAAUCAAUUUAAAAACUCCAUUACCUGUAAAAUUAUUACGUGCAUUAUAAAACGAACGCUUGUGGACAUCCAUUAACCAGGUCAACGUAAUCCAAGUAUUAUAUCAGAGUUUGCAACUCUGCGCUCCAGGGAAAUGAGAAAGUAACCUUGGCCUUAUGCGACAAAAAAAUAAUAUGGCACAGCUGACAUAAUUUUUAUAAAUGUUGCAAAAUUAUUGAAAGCAAUUAAGUUACAUGUGCUAUCAAAUUUUUUGAACCAAUCAAGUUAAAUCAUGAACAGUAAAUGAAAACAGAAAAAUGGUACACGCGGGUACUGUACUAAUACAUGCCAUUAAAUUGGCUACUAAACUAGCUGCCGGUGGGAAAUUAUUAUUUUUACCGACAUUUUUAGCAGCUUUAGCAUAUUAUAACUACGAUCUAUACGAUCCGGAGAACAAUUUGAUUGAUGAAAAGACCCUUAGAACUGAGUAUGACUUUAUUGUUGUUGGUGGAGGUUCAGCGGGUUCCGUCGUAGCAAACCGUUUGUCUGCUAACCCUGAAUGGAAUGUGCUUCUUCUAGAAGCUGGUGGACAAGAAACUGAGUUAACUGACGUACCAGUCUUAUCGUUAUAUUUACAUGGCAGUAAAUUCGAUUGGAAGUAUAAAACCCAACCAGCGGAUUCAGCAUGUCAAGCUAUGAAAGGUAAAAGGUGUUGUUGGACCCGAGGUAAAGUCAUUGGAGGCUCAAGUGUUCUCAACACUAUGUUGUACGUACGAGGUAACAGAAGAGAUUUCGACAACUGGGCGGCAAUGGGAAAUCCAGGUUGGUCGUUUGAAGAAGUAUUGCCGUAUUUUAAAAAGUCUCAAGAUCAGCGAAAUCCGUAUUUAGCCAAAAAUACUAGAUAUCACGGCACUGGAGGAUAUUUAACUGUUCAAGACUCUCCUUGGAAUACUCCUCUUGGACUUGCAUUUUUACAAGCUGGAGAAGAAAUGGGUUAUGAAAUAAGAGAUAUUAACAGUGAGAUCCAAACAGGUUACAGUCUUUUUCAAUUUACUAUGCGUAGAGGCUACCGGUGCAGUACUGCUAAAGCUUUUUUACGACCUAUCAGACUUAGAAGAAACUUACACGUGGCACUAUGGUCACAUGUUACUCGGGUACUAAUCGAUCCCGAAAGUAAGAGAGCAUAUGGCGUAGAGUUCGUGCGAGGUGGUAAAAAAAAGACAGUUUUAGCUAGCAGGGAAGUUAUAUUGUCAGCUGGCGCUAUCAACACACCGCAACUAUUGAUGCUUUCCGGUAUUGGACCAGAAGAUCAUCUCAGAAGUCUUGACAUACCCGUAAUUCAUCAUUCACCUGGUGUUGGCGAGAACCUCAUGGAUCACCCAGCGGUGGGAGGCAUAGUAUUUAAAAUUGAUUAUCCGGUCAGUUUAGUUAUGAAUCGAGUAGUCAAUAUUCCAGCUGCGUUAAGGUAUGCAGUGUUAGGUUCGGGACCGUUGACGUCAUCUAUAGGUUUAGAAUCAGUGGCUUUCAUAUCAACAAAAUAUGCUAAUCAGACAGACGAUUGGCCUGACAUUGAGUUUAUGUUAACAUCUACUUCUACUAAUUCGGAUGGUGGCACAGCUGCCAAAAAGGCUCAUUGUCUAAGUGAUAACUUCUACGAUGAAUAUUUAAGUGAACUAAACAGCAAAGAUGUUUUUGGAGUAUUUCCUAUGUUAUUGAGACCCAAAAGUAGAGGCCGCAUACUAUUACGUAGCAAAAGUCCUAAUCAAUAUCCUUUACUUUACCAUAACUAUUUUUCGGAUGUAGAAGACUUGAGAGUACUUCGAGAAGGAGUUAAGGCAGCCGUAGCAAUUGGCGAGACACAGGCAAUGAAACGAUUUGGAGCUAGGUUUCAUGCUAAACCAGUACCCGGUUGUAAACACCUCGAGCAAUUUACUGAUGAAUAUUGGGAAUGUGUGGUACGACAGUAUACUCUAACUAUUUAUCACAUGUCCGGUACCGCAAAAAUGGGCCCAAUCUCCGAUCCAUUAGCUGUAGUUGAUCCUAAACUCAGAGUAUAUGGUAUACAAGGUCUCCGGGUAAUCGAUGCUAGUAUAAUGCCACAAGUCACAAAUGGAAAUAUCAAUGCUCCAGUAAUCAUGAUAGGCGAAAAAGGCUCAGAUAUGAUAGUAAAUUAUUGGAAAGGCUAUGACACUAAAAGAAGGCGACGAAGAAGUGCAACAAACAUCACCUUAAAUUAGAGUUUUUAUGAAAUCCGAGUUACUAGGGAAUAUUACAACAAUAUUGUAUAUAUUGUAUAUAAAUAAUAUUUAUAUUAUCGUCAGAUAAGAGCUAAUUUGCAAUAAUCGUGUCUAGAACUUCUUGCAACACUUAUUUUGUUACAUUUUACCUUAAUGCAAUUUAAUAGAUGUUGAUAAAGGUGAACAGUUUCCAUUUCUUUUAUUUUUAGUACAGUACACUGUAAUCAAUAGAAACGAAAUAAUGACAAAUAGAAUUAAUAUAAAACCUUGUAUUCAAGAUUUUUUAGCCAAUGAUUCCUUUAAUCAGUGACAAAAUAAUCUUUGGUGAAAAUAGAAUAAACAUUUUGGGAGACAAAUGAUAUAUUUUAAUAUUUUUUCCUCUCCUUAAAAUAAGUUUAUUUAUAAUUAUAUAUGUUUUUAUUUUUGAAAAUAAUGAAUUAUUAGGAGUCUAAAUGCUUCCAAAGCCGCAACUAAAUUUUUAAUUUUACUAACUGCAGUUAGU
Daktulosphaira vitifoliae (grape phylloxera) is the source of this 2903-nucleotide messenger RNA. Its product is annotated as glucose dehydrogenase [FAD, quinone]. Bases 482 to 2401 code for a protein of 639 amino acids. The transcript is spliced from 7 exons. Lineage: Eukaryota; Metazoa; Arthropoda; Insecta; Hemiptera; Phylloxeridae. The record is from RefSeq and is a predicted model, not a curated record. Gene Ontology annotation, molecular function: flavin adenine dinucleotide binding; oxidoreductase activity, acting on CH-OH group of donors.